Fonsecaea erecta is the source of this 360-nucleotide messenger RNA. RefSeq lists its product as hypothetical. The record is from RefSeq and is a predicted model, not a curated record. The transcript is spliced from 3 exons. NCBI's taxonomy places the organism in Eukaryota, Fungi, Ascomycota, Eurotiomycetes, Chaetothyriales, Herpotrichiellaceae. The coding region runs from base 1 to 360 and encodes 119 amino acids.
AUGUCGGCAAACGGCGAAACCGUCCCCAAGGACGUAAGUGAAGUUACCGACACCGGCAAAGGCAAGGGGAAAGCGGUGGAACAACCUGCAAUGAUGGAAGAGGACGACCUUGACGACGAGGAAGAGGAAGAAGAGGAAGAGACAGAGCAACUCGAAGCUGAAGCCGAGGAAGAAGACGAUGAGAUGGAAGCAAUCGAGCUGGAGAACAUUGUCGAAACCCGGACCCGUCGCAAGCAGAUCAACUGGGCCGAAGCCGAGCAGAAAUCCAAGGACGCCGGUGACGAUUUGGACGAUGACGAUGACGACGACGACGAAGACUUCGAGGCCCCCGAAGACGAGGACGAGGACAUGAAAGGUUGA